This is a messenger RNA of Salvelinus fontinalis (brook trout), 1200 nucleotides long. RefSeq names its product basic salivary proline-rich protein 2-like. Lineage: Eukaryota; Metazoa; Chordata; Actinopteri; Salmoniformes; Salmonidae. The transcript is spliced from 2 exons. Bases 1 to 1200 code for a protein of 399 amino acids. The record is from RefSeq and is a predicted model, not a curated record.
AUGCCAGGCCACGGAUGUGACAACGGUGGACAGGCCGCUGUCGGCCAGCGCCUGAUGCCUUCCCCGGGUCUGACAGCGGUGAUGUGCGUGUGUCGCACCCAGCAGUCCCCACCUCGCCCUCGCCGAACCCCGCAGCGAGAGGCCGCAUUAUAUAAAUACUUUGGACUGCCCCAGGCAGUGGCCAGUCCCCCCAGGCAGCGGCCAUUCCCCCCACGCAGAGGCCAGUCCCCCCCAGGCAGAGGCCAGUCUGCCCCAGGCAGAGUCCAGUCUGCCCUAGGCAGAGUCCAGUCCCCCGCAGGCAGAGGCCAGUCCCCUGCAGGCAGAGGCCAGUCCCCCGCAGGCAGAGUCCAGUCUGCCCUAGGCAGAGUCCAGUCCCCCGCAGGCAGAGACCAGUCUGCCCUAGGCAGAGUCCAGUCUGCCCUAGGCAGAGUCCAGUCCCCUGCAGGCAGAGGCCAGUCCCCCGCAGGCAGAGGCCAGUCCCCCGCAGGCAGAGGCCAGUCCCCCGCAGGCAGAGGCCAGUCCGCCCUAGGCAGAGUCCAGUCUGCCCUAGUCAAAGUCCAGUCUGCCCUAGUCAGAGGCCAGUCCCCCCAGGCAGAGGCCAGUCCCCCGCAGGCAGAGACCAGUCCCCCGCAGGCAGAGGCCAGUCCACCCCAGGCAGAGACCAGUCCCCCCCAGGCAGAGGCCAGUCCACCCCAGGCAGAGACCAGUCCCCCCCAGGCAGAGGCCAGUCCACCCCAGGCAGAGACCAGUCCCCCGCAGGCAGAGGCCAGUCCACCCCAGGCAGAGACCAGUCCCCCCCAGGCAGAGGCCAGUCCACCCCAGGCAGAGACCAGUCCCCCGCAGGCAGAGGCCAGUCCCCCCCAGGCAGAGACCAGUCCCCCGCAGGCAGAGACCAGUCCCCCGCAGGCAGAGGCCAGUCCGCCCCAGGCAGAGGCCAGUCCCCCGCAGGCAGAGGCCAGUCCCCCGCAGGCAGAGAACAGUCCCCCCAGGCAGAGUCCAGUCUGCCCUAGGCAGAGUCCAGUCCCCCCCAGGCAGAGUCCAGUCCCCCGCAGGCAGAGACCAGUCCCCCCCAGGCAGAGACCAGUCCCCCCCAGGCAGAAGCCAGUUCCCCCGCAGGCAGAGGCCAGUCCGCCCCAGGCAGAGACAAGUCCGCCCCAGGCAGAGACCAGUCCGCACCAGGCAGAGUCCAGUCUGCCCUAG